Molecule: messenger RNA, 4143 nt
Organism: Oncorhynchus nerka (sockeye salmon)
Lineage: Eukaryota; Metazoa; Chordata; Actinopteri; Salmoniformes; Salmonidae
Product: voltage-gated potassium channel subunit beta-1
Exons: 14
Coding region: 525-1709 (394 amino acids)
Biological process (GO): transmembrane transport; negative regulation of delayed rectifier potassium channel activity; potassium ion transport
Cellular component (GO): voltage-gated potassium channel complex; membrane; juxtaparanode region of axon
Molecular function (GO): voltage-gated potassium channel activity; transmembrane transporter binding; potassium channel regulator activity
Source: RefSeq, a predicted model, not a curated record
CCCCCCCCCCCCCUAUCACUCUCCUCCCUCACCCUCUCCUCCCUCUCUCUGUGGUUAAACUAGACUUGAUGACCAGUCCUGACCAGAUUCUACUCCCAUCGCAACCCUCUGGAAUCUCUCUCAGCGUUCUGACUCUGGCAGUCUAUUGACCACGUUCAGAUAUUCUCUCCAGGAGAAGACAGGAAGGAAUUAGAAGAAGGGGGAAGUUUGUGAUUUUCUGGACAACUAACGAGUCUCUGCCAUCUCUUUUCUGUAAGGACUGACCUUUCCUUUCAGAAGGAAGGAGCUACGACAUCCAGAAGACAUUUUCAGAACAACACUUUAACACGGAAAGAAGACAUUUUAACGAGGAGGACAUUUUAACACCAACAGAGCAUUUCAACAAAAGAUCAAGACAUUUUUAAAGAUUCUCAAGGACCGUCUCUGUUAAUACAUUUUUUGCAACUCUCUGUUCAUUCACUUCUGUUGGACUCUCUGUCCUGUACAUUUCUCUGAGAGUGUCAGUCGGUCCAUCCAGCCCAGCAAUGCAGGUGUCUAUAGCAUGUACGGACCCCCACAUGAAACGUGGAAAUGGGGACCACAAGAAUACCUCCAGCCCCGGCAAUGCAGCCCGGGCCAAGUUCAGAACUGUGGCCAUCAUAGCACGCAGCUUUGGGGCGUUCGCACCCCGACACCACAUCUCCCUCAAAGAGUCCACGGGGAAACUGACCGGCAUGAAAUACAGGAACCUGGGGAAAUCAGGACUUAGAGUGUCGUGUUUGGGACUGGGUACCUGGGUAACGUUUGGUGGUCAGAUUACAGACGAGGUGGCUGAGCAACUGAUGACCAUGGCGUAUGAGAGUGGAGUCAACCUGUUUGACACAGCGGAGGUGUACGCUGCUGGAAAAGCUGAAGUCAUAUUGGGUAACAUCAUCAAGAAGAAGUGCUGGAGACGAUCAAGUCUGGUCAUCACUACCAAGCUGUACUGGGGAGGAAAAGCAGAGACUGAGAGAGGCCUUUCAAGGAAACACAUUAUUGAAGGUCUGAAGGGCUCCCUCCAGAGGUUGCAGCUGGAAUACGUAGACGUGGUCUUCGCAAACCGCCCCGACACCAACACACCCAUGGAGGAGAUUGUCAGAGCCAUGACUUAUGUGAUCAACCAGGGGAUGUCCAUGUACUGGGGAACUUCUCGAUGGACAGCCAUGGAGAUCAUGGAGGCGUACUCUGUGGCCAGACAGUUUAACCUGAUCCCUCCGGUGUGUGAGCAGGCUGAGUACCAUCUCUUCCAGAGGGAGAAGGUGGAGGUCCAGCUUCCAGAACUCUACCACAAGAUAGGUGUCGGGGCGAUGACGUGGUCUCCGCUGGCCUGUGGCAUCAUCACGGGGAAGUACCAGAACGGCAUCCCAGAAACCUCCAGGGCAUCCAUGAAGUCGUACCAGUGGUUAAAGGAGAAGAUAGUGAGUGAGGAUGGGAGGAAACAGCAAGCGAAGCUGAAGGAGCUGGGACACAUCGCUGAGAAGCUGGGCUGUACUCUCCCACAGCUGGCCGUGGCCUGGUGUUUGAGGAACGAAGGGGUGAGCUCAGUCCUCCUGGGAUCCUCCAGUCCAGAGCAGCUAACAGAGAACCUGGGUUCCAUACAGUUCCUUCCAAAAAUGACGUCUCAUGUGGUGUCGGACAUCGAUCACAUACUGGGGAACAAGCCGUACAGUAAGAAGGAGUAUCGCUCCUAGACACCCAGGAGGAAGCAGAACCACUACUGUACAACCACUGUGGAUCCAGUUCCACCAACCAUCUGGGCUCAGCUCAAUGGGGUGUCAGCUCAGUCUAAUCCCAGCCUAGUUCAGGCCUGCUCUGCUCAGCCCCAGCUUUCUUAGCCCAGUGUAACCAAGCUUAGUUCAGCCUAACCAAGCUCACCCUCUGCCUAGACCAGCUUUCAGCCCAGCUUUCAGCUCAGCUUACUCUUAUCAGUAGAUUCUCUGACUCCUGAGUUUGUUAACCAUGUAGAUGCAUGCUUCCCCUCUCUGGUGUGCCUGGACUUUCUCUUCAUAAGCACAUUAUACAAAACAACACAGAAGGGGGUUAAUACUUAGAAUAUACCGUAAGCUUCUUCUACAAUUCAUUUUGAAAACAAACUCCUCUCUCCAGCCAGUCUACUGUAUUUGACACUUGUUUGACCUUUGCAAAGCAGAGCACCCUGGGACAUUAAGUUUCAAUGUCAGGGGUUUGUUGUCUGCGAGGGGUAGACUGUGCAUGUUGUCGCCCCCCUCUGGUCGUAUAAGGUACUGAUAUGGAAUAUCUUUAAUAGAUUCUCUGCGAGAGAGAUAUGGAAAAUCUCAAUUGCAUUUCCUUGGGAGAAUCUAAAUCGCACACUCCUCGCAUCCUCUCUCCUCGCCUCUUUCGCAAAACCCGUUGGUGGAAAAGAUCAGAGGGGAGGGACCUCUGGGUUUCUCAUCCAAUUGGUUUUGAGGAGGAGGCGAGGAGAGAGGAUGCGAGGAGUCAAGGAAAGGCAACAGACUGGUCUCACAGGUGGUCUCCUGUGCUGUACUGGGUACUGUCUGUUUACAGCCAUAGAGGAUACUCUGAAUUGAACCUGCAUCGUUGAUUGCUGAUGUGAAUCAGGGAUCGCACAAGCAACUCUGUGACACGACCUCCCACCAGACCAAUGUUACCCGCUGGCGUUGCUUGUUUUAGUGAUAAUGCGAAAGUUAGGUGAAGUAUUUAGAGAAAUUAUAAAGGUAUAUAUUUAUUCUAUAAUAGUAUGUGAAAAUACAUUUCUUCUGUGUGUUUUAAAUGUUUUGUCUUUCAAGGGUGUCUCUAUUUUAAACUUCACGGGGAAAACCUUGUAACAUAAACAGAACCAACCUCAAGCCCCCUUUUCAUGCAGAUUCAAAUAAAGCAUUGUCUAAAUAACCUGUAAGUAUUGUGUAAAUAGUGUUCCACUGUUUCUCCUGUCAGCAGAACCAUACAUUCAUGGUCGUUUGGGCCUGAUACCAGUCCUCCUCCGCUCCUGGGUUUUACCCAUUUAGCUUAGGCUACUUUUCUUUCAAAUAGACACAAGGUGGAUUUAACAUUUUGUAAAUAACUCAUUAUGGGAGGAAUGAACAAUGACUUGCUUCGAUGGCUUGGCAGAUGGUUAAGUCCUACCACAGGAGCUGGUUAAGUCCUACCACAGGAGCUGGCUGGCACCUCGCUGGGGCACCUCGCUAGGGCAGCAAGUAGCCUAGUGGUUAGAGUAUCAGGCCAGUAACUGAAAGGAUGCUGGUUCAAAUACCCAAGCCGUCAAGGUGAAACAUCUGUCGAUGUGCUCUUGAGCAAGGCACUUAACCUUAAUUUGCUGGGGGGCUCAUAAUAAUGGCUGGAAUGGUAUUGAACUCCAUGUGUUUGAUUUCACUCUUUUCCAGACAUUAUUAUAAGCCUUCCUCUCCUCAGCAGCCUCCUGUCACACCAUCCUACAGAUUUUGUUUAACCUGUUCAUCAAUAUUUAGUGUUAAGUUCAUGAUAACGUCCAGCCUUCUCGCUUACAGAUGGUUGCUGUGUGUGAUGGUUUACUUACACUUACUGGAAUCAAUCCGUAUCGCAGAAGAUCUGUUAUAGCUCAAUUUAAAUGCAACGUUACUGAAUUCACGGUAACCGCUGCAUUCACGGAGGCUGCAUUCACGGAGCAAUCUGAAUUUACCUUAGGGAUAGGGAUUGAAUCCAGCACUAACAGAGAUCAAUAGUUAAUGAUAGACGUUAGCUAUAUUUCAAUCGGAUGACUCUCCUAUACCUACAGUUGGAAGGUGGCCAGUGAUCAGAUUGGGACCAGCCUUUUCAGUGUGCAGUGAUCCACCCUGCAGAGUGCCUUGACAUGAGCCCUGCUAACGGAACACAGGUGCCCAGCCCCAAAUUAACCCUGUCACCCUCAUCCAUUUAAUGAAAGUAUUGAACAGGUAUAGACGUUAUAAUAGCUCAGAUCUACUCAAGCGCACAGAGUAAAAGGCAAGAGUGGGUUUUGAGAUUUGGGUUUCCUGAGUCUGAGUGUGGCAAUGGGUCUGGUCCCAUUCCCUUGACCCUAUCACCUAGCUCUGAAAGGUCGGUGUGAUCUCUGAACAUAAAGGGCUAGUGCAAGAAGCUAGUGGAUCAAAUGGAACGAGGCCGCCAGGAAUGUCACAUGAACUCCCCCAG